Molecule: messenger RNA, 1496 nt
Organism: Pelobates fuscus (common spadefoot toad)
Lineage: Eukaryota; Metazoa; Chordata; Amphibia; Anura; Pelobatidae
Gene: AARSD1
Product: alanyl-tRNA synthetase domain containing 1
Exons: 13
Coding region: 166-1398 (410 amino acids)
Biological process (GO): alanyl-tRNA aminoacylation; regulation of translational fidelity
Molecular function (GO): nucleic acid binding; Ser-tRNA(Ala) deacylase activity; ATP binding
Source: RefSeq, a predicted model, not a curated record
CUCUUCGUGAUGGCUGUUCUCAGUCCUUUCUGUCUAUGAGAUCAUUGAUUCAGGUAAGCGCGAUCGAUUGACUUGAUCUGCAUCAACAGCAGUCAUCACAUCAUUCUUAUCGCGUAUUACAUUCUGUAAAACAAUAGGAUAUCUGUUUUUUUGAUUCCGUUUGAGAUGGCUUUUCACUGUCAGAGAGAUUGUUAUGCCACUGAGUUACUGACAGAAGUGGUAUCGUGCAGUCCUGGCAAUCUCAAAACUGAAUGUGGGGGCAAGAAGGAGGUCUUGUGUGGAUUUAAUGUUUUACUGAAAGACACUGUUCUUUUCCCUGAAGGAGGCGGGCAGCCUGAUGACAGAGGCUUCAUCAAUGAAAUACCUGUCCUUCGUAUCACCCGACUGGGUCCAGAUGCAGUACAUUUCAUAUCUACUCCUCUGGAAAUUGGUGCCCAGGUGCUAGUAAAGGUAGAUUGGGAACGAAGAUUUGACCAUAUGCAGCAACACUCAGGUCAACACCUUGUCACAGCCAUUGCCGACUCGCUUUAUGGAUACAAGACAACUUCAUGGGAACUGGGACGCCAGCGCAGUUUUAUUGAGUUGGACACUCCGGUUGUGACAGUGGAACAAAUUGAUGUUAUUGAAAAACUUGUGAAUCAAAAGAUCAGAGAGCGUGUUCCUGUUGUUGUGAGGUUAAUUACCACAGAUGAUCCAGAAUUUGAUAUGGUUAGAAGCCGUGGUUUGCCAGAUGACCAUGCUGGUCCUGUUAGAAUAAUUGACAUUCAAGGAGUUGAUGCCAACAUGUGUUGUGGUACACAUGUGUCGAAUCUGAGUGACUUACAGAUGAUUAAGAUUCUUGGUACAGAGAAAGGCAAGAAGAACAAGACCAAUCUAUUUUUUCUAGCAGGAGAGAGAGUUCUGAAAUUUGCUGCUAGAAGCUUCAGUGUGGAGAAGUCAUUAACUUCUCUUUUAAAGAAUGGCCCUGAAGAACACAUAGAAGCUGUGGAAAAAUUACAGAAAACUGUUAAAGUACUCCAAAAGAACAAUUUAACAUUACUACGGGAUCUUGCUGUUCUCACGGCCCAAACCUUUAAAUCUAGUGCAGAUCGAGACAAACUAUUCACUUUACACAGAAAAGAUGGGGACAAUGAAUUUAUGAAUAUUGUUGCCAAUGAACUGGGGACGGAGGACAUUCUGGUAUUCUUAACUGUUGGUGAUGAAAAAGCCUCAGGAUUAUUCCUUUUAUCAGGAGCAGCAGAUGUUGUCGAGCAGUUAGGUCCAAGGGUUUCUGAACUUCUUGAUGGCAAAGGAGCUGGGAAAAAGGGCCGUUUCCAAGGCAAAGCCAAUAAGAUGAGCCAAAGGGGAAAUGUUGAAAUUCUGCUUAGGGAGUUCAUCAAUAAAAAAAUAGAAGAAUGAUAGAGAAUUUCUCUCAAGAUCACAACAGAAUUAUGCACACAGGUGAAGUUAUAGGAUUUAUCUAUGCCUUGGCAUGAUGUUAGCUAUUUUCCUUAAUU